CAGAUUUUGCUGAUCAGAAGGAACUCCAUUGCUUGUCUGCUUUCAAAUAAGGAAGAACAGAAUCAGUACAAAAAAAGAGAAUUAAUGUAGAGGCCAGAUUGAAAAUAUGCCUUCAUGAAAAAGUUUCUACAAAACUGAUCCCAUCUUGGCUUUAAGAUAAAAAUAUGGCCUAUCACAAGGUGAAUGCGGACCAGAGAGCACAAGGGCACUCUCCGUACCUUGACAACGAUGAGCUUCAAGCCACAGCGCUGGAACUGGAAUGGGACAUGGAAAAAGAGCUGGAGGAGCCUGGCUUUGACCAUUUCCGACUAGAUGGUGCAGUCCAGCAUCACCUGGGAAACUCGCAGAGCCCUGACCUUGAUCUCGAGCCCAUCCAGCCUUCAUCUUCUCCAAAGGGAAGAUUCCAGCGGCUUCAGGAAGACCCUGACUACGUCUCACACUAUACGAGACAGGCACCAAAGAGCAACCGCUGCAGUUUUUUUCGGAUACUGAAAGUACUUUGCACUGCUUUGAUUUUAUUUAUUUUUGGAGUUGUGAUAGGAUAUUAUGCACGCAAGAAAUGCCCUUCUCCCCCAACAUCUCAAGAACCAAAUAACCCUCAUAUCUACCGUGAAAUUCUCAAGGAAAUCAAAGCUGAAAAUAUUAAACAGAUUUACAGAGAUUUGUUGCAGUACCCUAGAGAAAAUGAUGUAGACAUUGCUAUGAAAAUUCUGGUUCAGUGGAGUUCCCAAGGCCUUGAAGAUGUCCGGCUAGUAAAUUACUCUGUUUUGCUUGACCUACCAGGCUCUUCUUCAAACACAGUAACUCUGAAAAACAGCGGUGAAUGCUUUUAUCCUAGUGGACAACAGUGCGACAGAGAGACCAAAACGCUUCAUAGCCAAGACCUCCUGUACUCGUAUGCAGCUUACUCUGCCAAAGGGACUCUUGAGGCAGAACUUGUUGAUAUACAGUAUGGGACUGUGGAAGACUUGAUCCGGAUUCAAGCCAUUACAAACGUGACCAAAAAAAUUGCACUUUUGAAGCUAGGACAAUCACCUUUGCUUUAUAAGCUUUCUCUGUUAGAAGAUGCAGGGUUUGGUGGUGUUCUUCUUUACGUUGAUCCUUGUGACUUACCAAAGACUACAGAUCUGGCCGAUAAAGCUUUUAUGGUUUCCUUGAACAGCGGAGGAGAUCCAUCAACACCUGGUUAUGCCAGUAUUGACAAAAAAGUAAUCAGUCUGAAUAUUCAGUCAGUCACAACUUACAAGACAAUUUCUAAUGUUAUUGGAUAUUUAAAAGGAACUGUAUUUCCUGACAGAUACAUCAUCGUUGGUAGUCAUCACAAUGGAUUGAACACUCAUGGUGGACAAGAAUGGGCCAGUAGCACAGCUAUCAUCACAGCAUUUAUACAAGCCUUGAUGUUGAAGGUUGGGAGAGGCUGGAGACCUGACCGGACUAUUGUUUUCUGCUCAUGGGGAGGAACAUCUUUUGGGAACAUUGGUUCCUAUGAAUGGGCGGAGGAUCUCAAGAGAGUUCUUCAAAGAAAUGUUGUGGCUUACAUUAGCCUCCAUAAUCCAGUCAAAGGCAACUCAACUUUACACCCUGUUGCAUCCCCUUCUCUUCAGCAACUGGCAGCAGAGAGCCAGAGCUUCAACUGCGUGGAAGAGACUAGAUGUCCGGGAUCUAAUGUGAGUUCUGUGCAGACACAGGGAGAUUCAGAUUAUUUCAUCAACCAUCUUGGAGUACCUGCCAUGCAGUUUUCUUAUGAGGACAUCAAAACAUCAGAGAAUUCUAGCUUUCUCUUCGAAGCUCUUUUUCCUGUACAUACAACAAAAACUGAAGAGCUGGAUCCUUCCUUCAGCCUGCACGAGACCAUUGCAAAGCUAACAGGACAAGUGACUUUGCAAAUUGCCAGUGAACCAGUUUUGCCGUUUAAUGCCCUCGACAUCGCGUUAGAAGUUCAGAACAGUCUUAAAGAUGAUGAAGGAGACAUUUCUCAGUUGCUUGCAGUGGCAUCACGUCUGAGGGACACUGCAGAAUUGUUCCAGUCAGAUGAGAUGCGCCCAGCUAAUGACCCCAAGGAGCGAGCUCCUAUCAGAGUCAGGAUGCUCAAUGAUGUGCUACAAAGCUUGGAGAAAAGCUUCCUGGUUCAUCGAGUUCCUCCUGGGCUUUACAGAAAUAUUCUUUACAGACUAGAUGAAAGGACAAGACAGUUUUCAGUACUGCUAGAGGCACUGGAGCACUGCAAACUACAUCAGUCAAAUGAGACCAUUCAAGCAGCCUUGUCAGAGGUGCUGAACAGCAUCAAUUCAGCUCAGGUUUACUUCAAAGCAGGACUAGAUGUGUUUGAGACUACCUUAGCUGGAAAGAAAUGAGAGGAUUUCUCUGCAUUCUAAGACGUUUGUUUACAACUUGCUACACAAAAGUUCGACUUGGACCAGAAUUUCUCUGAGGAUGAAACCUUUCUCAAGUUUUCUUUCAGUUGGCGCUUAAAGGUACCGCAGUGCGUGUUUUUAUGAAUAUAAAACAGUCUUUUGCACUGUUCACAGUAUAUCUCAAAUGUCUGUUUCUGAAUGUAUAAAAUGUAAUGAGAGGGAAUAACACUUAAGAUAGGAUUUUUGGAAGGACAUCUGCUGUAUUUUUAUAUGUAAAAUAUAUUUUUAUGACUAAGAGCUCAAUCUUGCAAAGUACUGAGCAUGUCCUGCAAUAUGCUGAAGAUCUGGUUCUGAGACACCCCAGAUGUAUACCCAGGUGAGCUUUCCAUGCCUACUCUGUUCAGAAAAAUGUGACUUCAGUAUACUCUUGUGUUUCUUCUUCAACAAACUCAACUUCUUCCUUACUCUUUUUAGAGUAAAUAGUUGAAGGAUGUGGCAUUCCUUGGGUAUCCAGCACUGGAGUUUAUCAGGGAAUGCACAAAACACCCUUACCAGUGCAAUCCAACAUCUUUUCUCCUGUGGAACAAUAAAUACCUCAAUUCUGAGAAUACAGAUGAACUUUAUUUACCCCAUUUCUGUAUGAAAAAUAAUUAUUUUCUCUAGUAAUUCUUGGAGAUAAAAUUUUUGUGAUGAUUUCAAAUGAUUUGAAAGGUUUUAAUCAGUAGUUACACUUGGAAUCUUUAUGUUAAAGAACUUCCUAGUCUUAUAAGGCUACGGGACUU
Athene cunicularia (burrowing owl) is the source of this 3136-nucleotide messenger RNA. It is a transcript of the gene NAALADL2, whose product is annotated as N-acetylated alpha-linked acidic dipeptidase like 2. Bases 165 to 2354 code for a protein of 729 amino acids. Lineage: Eukaryota; Metazoa; Chordata; Aves; Strigiformes; Strigidae. The record is from RefSeq and is a predicted model, not a curated record. The transcript has 14 exons.